AUGACGGACGAGAUAACCCGCCUCACCGAGGCUCUCCGCGUUUCAGAAGCUCGUAGGAUGCCGGAGGCGCCGCCAGCUGCGAACGAUCAGUCGCCUAGCGACGGUGGCUCCGCGGAGUCGGCAGGCAGCGGUGACGGAGCCAAGAAACCCAAUAAACCCCCACAGACGGUCGAGGAGGCUAGCUACGAGCUGAACGUGGUUCAGCCUUGGCGGAAUGCAACGACCGUGAGGCGUCUAUGGACCUCGUGCACCAGCGCCGACACCCGUCGUCUGUGCGACAGGUUCUUCGAGCCGGGAUUCGUCGACCGCCACACCCUCCUCGACGGAGCCUCGCAGGGAGCACACGGGACGAGGGUGCGCCGCAUGAUGAAGGUCAUCGAUGCCGUGCGCCAGCUUCGCAGGAGCGACGGCGAAGCCGACACGGAAGCCGUCGUCGACGCGCUUAACACGAUAGCGGCGCCGGGCAUCGGGACCUUCUCGGAUGCCCUCACGGUGCUCAACGCGGGCAACAAACCGACCUAUGCCGGGCAGGGUAAGGGCGUCAAGGGGCUCGGCAAGACGGAAUUUGCCAAGCUUCGUCUCGCCUGUGCGCUCGUGGCGCGCGGGUUGAAGCCGGAAACGUGGGUCGCCGACCUGUUCCCGGACACAUGGAAGGAGCAGAUGAAGAAGGCGUUGGCCGACCUGGCCCGCGAAAACGACGCCGGCCAACGGCCUCCGACCACGAAGUCGACCAAGCGCAAGAAGACCGCGUGA
Molecule: messenger RNA, 753 nt
Organism: Closterium sp. Yama58-4
Lineage: Eukaryota; Viridiplantae; Streptophyta; Zygnematophyceae; Desmidiales; Closteriaceae
Source: the annotation of a GenBank genome assembly